GGAAAAUAAGAAUACAAUGCCUUUUUCUAUUCUCGUGUAUCAACCGACACACAGGAAAUGUAUUAUUCGACAAAAAGGCAACAAUUCCUUAUCGACCAGGGAUAUAGUUUCAAGGUCAUCACUAGCUUGCCGCCACGUGAAGAAGGACCUAACCUGAGUUUUCACACACUCGAUGAACAGCUUGACCUUUUAGGCAAAGUGUUGAGCGCAGGGUAUGACAUGAUUGGUGUUGAGCACUUGGAAGAGGAUUCUGAUGGCAAGGCUCUCCUGAAGGCACGACGCUCUGCUGGAUUAAUGAGCGCAUUUUCUGGAGCGGCUGGAAUGGUCUACAUGGAGUACAACAAGGGCAAGGGAGCCAAGAAGAAGGACCCAGCUAAGAGGCAUACAUUGUUCAAGAAACACUACACUUAGGGGUUCUGUUGUAUGGCAUUUGCA
Hordeum vulgare subsp. vulgare (domesticated barley) is the source of this 435-nucleotide messenger RNA. RefSeq names its product general transcription and DNA repair factor IIH helicase subunit XPB1-like. Gene Ontology annotation, biological process: transcription initiation at RNA polymerase II promoter; nucleotide-excision repair. The record is from RefSeq and is a predicted model, not a curated record. Lineage: Eukaryota; Viridiplantae; Streptophyta; Magnoliopsida; Poales; Poaceae. The transcript is spliced from 5 exons. Gene Ontology annotation, molecular function: 3'-5' DNA helicase activity. Bases 58 to 411 code for a protein of 117 amino acids. Gene Ontology annotation, cellular component: transcription preinitiation complex; transcription factor TFIIH holo complex; nucleotide-excision repair factor 3 complex.